AUGGAAGUUGGUCUUGCUCUUCCCUUCCCAUGUAGAACUAGGAUGACUAAAGCCCAAUGCAGAAGCAAGGCAGACCAUCUUGAGGGGAAAGGCAAUAGUUCACUUGACGAAAGGUGGAUACAUUAUGGUCCUGUGUCUGAAGAUAAUACUAUGAAGGAGGAGGCAAAAAAAAUGUUUCAUGAUGGUCUGGAAAGUAAAUUAGUAUUGUUCUUUGACAAUCUUCUGUCUCGUAGUUACCCAGAACAAAUGUGUGUUAUGUGUCUCAAAACUCUGGGGUGUUGUGACUGGAUAUUAUCAUAUGGAGCAUGUGAAACACUAGAUGUUGGAAUGAUCUUCAAUCCUAUAGAUGUUGAGCUUUUUACUCUGUGGGCGGAGGAGACUCUAAUGGAAGACAACUUGGUUUUAGACAUCCUUUUCCUGGCAUAUUAUGACUCAUUUUGUACCUGUAGCGGGGAAAUGUGGAAGAAGUUUGGUUCUCUUUACAAGGGAAUCGUAGCUGGAGAUUAUAACUUGGGAAAGCUAGCAAUUACUACAGAAACACAACAGCUGUCUUAUAACGCUAAAGUUCAACUGCUGCUUAUUUUAAUCGAAACUCUGAACCUUGACAAUGUUCUUCAAAUGGUUCAUGAUGAAGUACCGUAUAGGAAAAGUGUGUCUACUUUUUCCAUGACUGAUGUCCAAGAGAUGGAUGCACUAGUUUCUACUUUCAAUGCUUUUGAAAUGAAUGAAGCUGGUCCUCUUGUUCUAGCUUGGGCAGUAUUUCUUUAUCUACUCUUGACUCUUCUUGAAAAAGAUAAAAACAAUGAGCUAAUGGAGAUUGAUCAUGUCAGUUAUGUCCGUCAAGCCUUUGAAGCCGGAUCCUUGCGUUAUUGUCUUGAAAUUCUUCAAUGUGACAUUUUGAAGGAUUAUGAUGGCCCAAUGUCUGGAUAUCGGAGUGUUUUGAGGACAUUCAUUUCUGCAUUCAUUGCAUCUUAUGAAAUCAACCCUCAGCCCGACGACAAUAACCCCACUCUAAUACUGGAUAUUCUUUGCAAGAUUUACCGCGGAGAGGAAUCGUUAUGUAUUCAGUUUUGGGACAAGGAAAGUUUUAUUGACGGGCCAAUUCGGUCUCUUCUAUGCAACCUAGAGAGUGAGUUCCCUUUUAGGACCAUUGAACUUGUACAACUCUUGUCAUCCCUUAGUGAAGGAGCCUGGCCCGCAGAGUGUGUGUAUAACUUUCUAAGUAGGUCUGUUGGUAUAUCAUCUUUGUUUGAGAUUAAUAGUGAGUCACAGAUAGUUGAAGCACGAGAGGCAGUGCGAGUUCCUGGGGUUGAAGGUUUCUUUAUUCCUGCUGGAACACGUGGGCGAGUCUUGAGAGUUGUUGGAGAGAAUACUGCCCUUGUACGAUGGGAGUAUUCACCAUCUGGAAUGUUUGUGUUACUCCUACAUUUGGCCCAAGAAAUGUAUUUGAAUAACAAGGAUGAAGUUGCUUUUACACUUGACCUGCUUAGUAGAUUGGUGUCCUUUAAUACUGGUAUUUGCUUUGCUUUAAUGGACAUCAGUAACUAUUUGCAAUUUGAUGCCGUUGGCUCGAUGAAUGAGCAGGUUGAAAAGAGGGUCUGGGUGGUUGAGAUAAUUUGCAAUUUAAUUACAAAACUGCCUCUGAAUUCCUGUGGUGCUGCACUUAUGUCAAUGGGUGUCAAGAUUUUAGCAAUUAUGUUGAUUUGUUCUCCAUCUAAUGUUGCAGCAGCUACUCUAAAUGCAAACCUGUUUGAUAUGACUUUGCAGACACCUGUGUUCAAUGUAGGAAGUAAUGGCUUAUCAAGUGGGUCAUGGUUGCUUUCUUGCAAACUGGCUAGGAUGCUUUUAAUUGACUGUGAGCACAACAGUAAUGACUGCCCCUUGGCAAUAUCAGCUUGGUACGUGGAUAACAUGGUGAGGGACACUUUUAAAGAAUUGAGGAUUGGCUUUGAUACCAUUUACCAUACGGCACUGAAGUUCCAAGAAGCUGAGAUUUUGGCAAAAGUGUGCAUAGAUGCAGUAAACGGUUUAUACAAUGAAAAGAGUGACAUAGAUACAAUGAAAAGAGCAUGUUAUGUAAGGCCCUGUACGUAUGCUAAGGUUAAUGUUAGUGAAUCUGCUAAGGGAGCCCCUGGACCAGCUGCAUGUGGUGGUAGCUAUAGAGAUAAAAUUGCUGCUUACAUAGGAUUGCUGGACUUCACCCUACAACUUGUGGAAACAGGAGUAGAGCAUGAUGCUCUGCUGGCAUUGAUCAUUUUCUCUUUGCAGUAUGUGCUUGUCAAUCACGAAUAUUGGAAAUACAAGAUGAAGCAUAUUAGAUGGAAAAUAACACUAAAGGUGCUUGAGUUGAUGAAAAAAUGCAUUUCAUCAAUGCCUAAUUAUGAAAAAUUGGGUGAGAUCAUACUCAAUGUGGUGUUCUCUGAUUCUUCUAUCCAUAACACAUUAUUCCAAAUUGUUUGCACUACUGCACAUGCUUUGGAGAAAUUGCAUGUAAGCCGCCUCUUUGAUCCAAUGGAAAUUGAAGGGUUACAGAUUGCUAUCAGUUCUGUUUUAGACAUUCUUUCAGUCAUGUUGACCAAACUUUCUAAGGAUACUUCAUUGAACUUUCCAGUUUUUCUCCAAGCAGUCUUCUCAUGCACGACCAAACCAGUUCCUGUGCUCACUUCUGUUUUGUCUUUGAUUUCAUACUUUCAAGAUCCGGCCAUACAAUAUGGUGCUGUUAGGUUUAUUUCUAUGUUAUUUGCCAUAGCAGAUUGUAUUCAACCAUUUUCAUAUGGAAUCACAUGCUUCGUUCCUGAUAAUGAGAUCAUGGAUUUGAGACAUUCUCUGAGCUACAUUGUGCUGGAGCAAUCAGAGUCAAAUGAAAAUCUAUUUAUUGCUACAGUUAAUCUGUUUACUUCUGCUGCACAUUACCAGCCUUCUUUCAUUGUUGCUAUCUUUGCUCCAGAAGAGAGCACUGAAGACCACUUGAGCAUUGGUGAUGCUAAACUUCAAAAAAAGGAAACUUCUCCUAUGCAUGUAGUUUCUAAAAGAUCAAAUCUUAUUGAUGCACUCGUGCACUAUAUUGAAAGGGCAGAUGAUCUAAUCAAGAGCAAUCCCCGCUUACUGCUUUGUGUACUUAACUUCAUGAUUGCCUUAUGGCAAGGGGCUCCCCAAUAUGCCAAUCUCUUGGAGUCCUUAAGAAGGCAUGGAAAGUUCUGGGCAAACUUAGCCAAUGCAAUCUCAAAUAUUGCUAACAGUGAAAUUUCCUUGCAUACAAGUUUAAAAGAAAAAGAUGCUAUCAAUUUGGCAUAUACUUUCCAUUGUCAAUCUUCCAUACUAGGAAUCAUGGCAUAUGAACUAUUCUUGCAGAGAAAGUUGUUUCAUGCAGAGUCACUUGUGAAGGAUGCAGCAGAAUCCAAGGAGAAGGAGCAAAAUGCCACAGGAACAGAGAAAUCUAAAUCCGCUAAUCUUCAUGAUCUUAAGGGAAUCUGGUCUUCAUGGUUCAAUGACUCUAUUUUAGAGAAACUAAUAAAGUCGUACACUUCUUGUGGAUAUAAUAAUGAUAUAUAUUGUGGUGCAAAGGUUGCCACCAGUUUAUUCUCUGUUCAUGUGAUGAUGAAAUUAGCAGUUUGCGACUCUGGAAGUUUAUCUGUGUUAUUGCUUCAGAAGAUUCAUGAAAUUCUGGCAAAGUUGAGCAUUCAUCCUGCUUUCUCUGAAUUGAUGUCUCAGUAUUCACAACGUGGUUACAGUGAAGGGAAGGAACUAAAGAGGUUGAUACUCAAUGACCUCUUUUAUCAUUUGCAAGGAGAGCUUGAAGGGAGAAAAAUUGGUAUUGGACCAUUCAAAGAAUUAUCUCAGUAUCUUGUCGAAUCAAAUUUUAUGGGAACCUAUCAACACCAGUUCAAUGAAGACUAUUUUACAACGAACAUGUUUACCAAGAAUGUGUACUUGUUUGACCUUGCUCACUUGCGAGAAGAUUUGAGAUUAGAUGUGUGGGAUUGUUCUAAUUGGAGAAAAUCCAAGGAGGUUGCAGAAACCAUGUUGCGUUCCCUGCAGGAUGCAAACUCAGUCAUGUUGCUGUCAAGUUCAAAGCUUUCUGCAUUAAAAGGACUAAUAGCUGUUUUGGCUGUCAACCAUGAUCAUCAAGAUAGGAAGUACUUUAAAAAGUCACAAGGGAGGGCGACAGCUGGAGGGAGGAUCUCAGAUGAACUCAUAUUCACUUUCAUGGAUAAUAUAUGCCAAUCUUUCCUUGCGACCAUGGAGACAUUAUCAUCUGUCCUAGAUGCCUCUGAGGACAUUCUCAAUUUUCUUGCAUGUCAAGUAGAAUUACUCUUCCAAUUGACAAGAACUGUCAGUAAAAGCCUCUCGUUAAAUGUAUCCCUACUUGUUUUGAAAUGUGCCAGUUCAGGUCUUAGACUAUUGAAUUCACUUAAGCCGUUACCUUCUGAGGCUAAUGUGAUCAUGAAACUUUUACUCACUUUGCUGCUUUCAGUACUACACUCCAACUCCCUUAAUGCACAUUCAGGCCUGGCAGCCAAUGAGAGUUCUGGUGAGGACUUCUCAAAUGUCUCAAAUGCAACCCUGGGACUACUACCCAUUCUUUGCAACUGCAUUGCGACUUCUGAGCAUUGCAUGCUAUCCCUGUCAGUUAUGGAUUUAAUACUGAGAAACUUCUUGACACCCAGAACAUGGUUACCUGUCCUUCAGGAUCAUCUCCAACUGCCAGUAGUUAUGCUUAAACUCCAUGAUAGAAAUUCUACCUCUAUUCCAAUAAUAAUGAAGUUCUUUUUGACCCUUGCACGAGUUAGAGGAGGUGCUGAGAUGCUUUCUUGUUCUGGCUUUUUGUCAUCUGUAAGAGUGCUCUUUUCUGAGUCUAGUGAGGAUUUCUCAAGCAUUGGAAGUGAGACUAAGGGUGGCUCAUGCGAGAAGUUUGUAACAAACCAGGAUAUUUGGGGGCUCGGGUUAGCUGUGGUUACAGCUAUGGUUAAAUCCUUGGGAGACAAUUCUUCUGGAACUGCUAUUGUGGACAGCAUGAUACCUUACUUUUUUUCAGAGAAAGCUCGUCUUAUUUUUAAUUCUCUAAAUGCCCCAGACUUCCCUUCUGGUGAUCAUGACAAGAAAAGACCUCGGGCACAGAGGGCAUGGAUUUAUUUAGCUACUCUUAAAGAAACAGAACAUACUUUAAUGCUCAUGUGUGAGCUAGCAAAACAUUGGAAUUCAUGGAUUAAGGCAAUAAGAAAUGUGGAUAGACAGCUUAGAGAAAAGUGUAUCCAUCUUUUAGCCUUCAUUAGCAGGGGAUCUCAACGCCUUGGGGAAUUGUCAAGCAGGAAUGCUCCACUUUUAUGUCCACCUUCUGUGAAAGAGGAUUUUGAAAUUUGUUCAAAACCUUCCUUUGUUAAUAGCAAAAAUGGAUGGUUUGCUCUUUCCCCACUUGGAUGUGUGCCAAAACCAAAGAUCCCUUCUUUCUCAACUGCAUUAUCUACCUAUGGUCAAGCAACUGAGAGUACUGAUCCUGUUCCAAAAUCAUGCUUCUCUGACACUGUUGCCCUGCAGGUAUAUAGAAUAGCAUUUCUUCUUUUAAAGUUUCUCUGUUUACAAACUGAGGGUGCUGCUAAAAGGGCUGAGGAGGUUGGGUUUGUUGAUCUUGCACAUUUUCCUGAGCUUCCAAUGCCAGAAAUCUUGCACGGACUACAGGAUCAAGCUAUUGCCAUUACCACAGAACUCUGCGAAGCCAACAAACAAAGGGUCUCUCCAGAAGUACAGGGUGUGUGCAACUUAUUGUUGCAAAUACUUGAAAUGGCUUUGCACAUAGAACUUUGUGUUCUGCAAAUUUGUCGCAUAAGACCUGUCUUAGGGCGUGUGGAGGAUUUCUCAAAGGAAGCGAAAUCUUUGUUUAGUGCACUGGAGGGUCAUGCUUUUCUAAAAGCAUCUCGCAACUCUCUAAAACAGAUGAUAUCUUGUGUCUAUCCUGGAUUGCUGCAAACAGAGAAUUUCAUAUAA
Messenger RNA from Sphenostylis stenocarpa, 5982 nucleotides. Lineage: Eukaryota; Viridiplantae; Streptophyta; Magnoliopsida; Fabales; Fabaceae. The record is from the annotation of a GenBank genome assembly.